Molecule: messenger RNA, 2008 nt
Organism: Pseudogymnoascus verrucosus
Lineage: Eukaryota; Fungi; Ascomycota; Leotiomycetes; Thelebolales; Thelebolaceae
Exons: 4
Coding region: 152-1921 (589 amino acids)
Biological process (GO): oligosaccharide catabolic process
Molecular function (GO): alpha-amylase activity
Source: RefSeq, a predicted model, not a curated record
GUGAGGCGUGUCAGCCCCAUCGGGUGUUUCGAUUAUUUAAUAUUUGUUUGCUUAUUUUUCUGAAUCUUAUAUAAAAGAACAAAAUUUCCCUUUUGUUUUCCAGCCCCAUCUCACCCCCAUCCACUCUUCUCAUCGUUGCUACUGGAUCGAGAUGUUGCCUGCAUUAAACCCCCCUAGGCUGGGAAACCGGGCGUGGUGGAAGGAGGCUUCGGUGUAUCAGAUAUACCCGGCCUCGUUCAAAGACUCGAAUGGUGAUGGCAUUGGGGAUAUUCCGGGGAUUACCUCUGAGCUUGACUACCUCAAGAGCCUCGGUGUCGACUUAGUCUGGCUUUCGCCGAUUCUCCAAUCUCCCCAGGUUGACAUGGGCUAUGAUAUUUCGGAUUACAGGAAUAUCCAUGCGCCGUAUGGCACGAUGGACGAUCACGAUAAUCUCAUUAAGGGGCUCCAUAGUCGCGGCAUGAAGUAUGUUAUGGACUUGGUUGUGAACCACACUUCUGAUCAGCACGAAUGGUUCAAAGAGUCGAGGUCCUCGAAAGACAACAAAUAUCGAGACUGGUAUAUCUGGAAAGACCCAAAGAUUGGUGCAGAUGGCCGCCCUCAACCCCCCAACAAUUGGGCGUCAUACUUCGGAGGCUCUGCAUGGAAACUUGACGAGCAGACUAACCAGUACUACCUCCAUCUCUUCGCCACCGAGCAGCCCGAUCUGAAUUGGGAGAAUCCUGACGUCCGCGACGCCGUCCAUUCUCUCAUUCGCUUCUGGCUCGACAAAGGCGUCGACGGCUUCCGCAUGGAUGUCAUAAACUUUAUCAGCAAAGUCCCUGGAUUCCCUGAUGCCCCAAUCCAAGACCCUACACAGGAAUUCCAGUCGGGUAAUGAGUUCUAUGCCUGUGGACCGCGCCUGCACGAGUUCCUAAAAGACAUCGGUGCGAUCUUGAAAGAGUACGAUGCCUUUUCCGUGGGAGAGAUGCCGGGUGUCACCGAUCCAGAGGAGAUCCUAAAGAGCGUGGCCUUCGAUCGAGGAGAACUGAACAUGAUAUUCCACUUUGAGAUCGUGGACCUCGACCACGGCCCCGGUGGCAAAUUUACCCCACGCAAAUGGCGCAUGUCCGACCUGAAAUCGGUCGUCGAAAAAUGGCAACAUGUCAUGAUUUACAACGGCGGUUGGAACGCACUCUACCUUGAGAACCACGACCAAGGCCGCGUUAUCUCGCGCUUUGCCUCCGACAACCCCGAGUGGCGCGCCCUGAGCGGCAAGAUGCUGGCUACCUUCCUAGCCCUACAGAGCGGUACAGUGUUCGUGUAUCAGGGCCAAGAGCUUGCUAUGAAGAAUGUACCCGCGGAGUGGACUAUCGACGACUUCCGCGAUAUUGAGACGCUGAAUCACUGGCACGAGCUACUCGCCGCGUAUCCCGACGACAAAGAGAGGCAAGCUGUGGCGAUGCAGGAGUACAGGAUUAAAUCGAGAGAUAACGCGAGGACACCUAUGCAGUGGAAUAAAUCAGCGCAUGCUGGGUUUACGACGGGAGAGAAACCGUGGAUUAACGUGCAUGGGGAUUAUGAGACGUGGAAUGCUGAGGCACAGGUCAACCAGCCGGAUAGUGUGUAUCACUACUGGGCAAAGCUGCUUAAGCUGCGGCUUAAACUCAAGGAUGUCAUCGUAUAUGGUGACUUUAUUCCCGUGGGGACGGCGCAUAAUGAUGUGUUCGCGUACAUGCGGUCAACGCCUGGCAGUGAGGGGGCGGCACUUGUUGUGGCGAAUUUCAGGGCGGAGGCGGUGAGCUGGAAGGUCCCCACUGAAGUUGAGCCGUUUGCCAGCGAGGGACAAAAGAUAAUUGGGAAUUAUGAGACUGGGCCGACUAUUUCCGGUGGUGAUACAAUAGAGCUAAGGCCGUUCGAGGCUGUUGUCUACUGGACUACUUGACUGUGUGGGAAAGGGAGAACAGAAUAGGGGCGAGUUAAAAUCUUUGAUAUAAAGCUGCCCGAAGAACUUAAUCUGAUAAUAGCAGCA